UACACCGAACGACUAGUGAAUCGUGAUCACCGGUGACGUCGUUGUUUGAUCAACAUUUUCUAACCCUCAUUCGAACGUUCGCCAUGGACAAAUUGGAGAGGACUCGACAAGAACUGUCAAAGUACCAGUAUGUACAGUUUACGUUUUGCGACAUCAAUGGCACUUCUCGUGGGAAGAUUCUCCCUGUUCGCAACGCUGACAGUUUUGAGAAGGGCUUGGCCAUAUAUGCUGGUUCAUUGAUGUUUGGACACAAAAGUGAGUUGGUAAUUCCAAAAGAGGUAUCAGAUGCGGGCUUUGGAAACAUGGUCUUUGUUCCUGAUUUGGACACACUACAUCCAAUUCCUUGGGCUGGGAAUGGUAAGUUCAAGGUUGCCGAAUUCUACUGUGAAACGGCAUGGAUGCCAAGUCGCAAAUACCAGGAUGCCUGUCCUAGAUAUAUCGCUAAACGACAGUCCCAGAGGCUGCAAGACAUGGGAUACGAUUCAUUUUCCGGAUUCGAAAUAGAGUUCAUAUUGAAGAAUCAACAGACGAAAGCGUCAUUAUUUUAUGGGCCUCAUUACUGCAUGAACAAAACCUUUGGACGACUAGAACCAUUUCUACUCGAACUCGAUACGCAGCUAUCCGAAUCUGGCGUGGAAAUCGGCGAAUUACAUGUCGAGUAUCCUCCAGGUAUGGUAGAAUGUGUCAUGAAGCCGCAAUGGGGAAUCAAGUGUCCAGACUCGACCUUUGGCUUCGUCCAAGGUGUUUUCGAAAUGGCUGAGCAGCAUGACUUGUUGGCGACGUUUGUUUCAAAAUCAAAGAUGACACAGUGUGGCAUAGGUUCACACUUUAAUAUCGCCUUAUGGAAUAAAGAAACAAGAGUCAACGUCUUCCAUGAUGCAACACAAGCAGACUGUUUGUCAGAAACCACGCGCUAUUGGAUUGGCGGACUGAUGAAGCACGCUGGGGCACUGACAGCUAUAUGUUCUCCAACAGUCAACUGCUACCGCCGCCUGUUUCAACCGUGGGCACCAGGCAAGUGUUUCUGGGACAUAGACAAUCGUAAUGCAACAUUUCGUGUGAAAAAUGACAACAUGAAGAACACCUAUAUUGAAAACCGAAUUCCCAGUGGGAAAUGCAACCCAUACCUGGUAUAUGCAGCAACGCUUGCAGCUGGUAUUGAUGGUAUUGUCAACAAGAUAAAAUGUCCUCCUCCUAACGACCCCUCUGCUCCGGACCUCCCAUCAUCCUUAGCGGCUGCCUUGGAUGCCCUGAAACAAGAUGACGCCAUGAUGUCUGCGUUGAGUCAGCAGUUCGUUGAUUGGUUCAUUCAACUCAAAACGGAAAAGGAAAUAAAACCUUUACAAGAAGCUCCUAACGACGAAAAGAGGUUCCAGAUGGAAAUAGAAAUGUAUGGAUAAUAUUUAUCCCGGUUAUUAUCAUAUUAUCUGAAAAGAGAACAUUAAUAUAACCACCAUACAAUCCUUUUUAUCGUGUAUCCACUGCAGAUUAUUAUAACUCGACUGAUCAUAGAAAAGCCAUAAUUGUAGACUAGCAGAUUAUGUUUUUUGACGUCACGUUAUAUUCCGUCACGUGCUUAUAUACAUUACAAAAUCGUUCAUUUUACACAGGUUAUGGUAUCAUCGUACAGUGUAGCUGAAAUAAACAGAAAUAAUAGUUUUCACGCAAUCGUUAAUGAAUUACAGAAUUAAAGGAAUAACUAGUUAAUGGUGAUGGAUGUCUGCUUUAUUCUGUUCAGACUGAAUGGGAAAUUCUUCUCGGUAAGCAUUGCAUAAUUUGCCAUUAUUACUUUCACAGGAUAAAGCCGAGUUCAUUACAUAAGUAUUCUCUGUACAUUUUUCCUUGGUUAAUUUCCGUGUUAAAUCGGACGAUUAAUGUACGCAGUCAUUGCAAACCAGGGUUUAAAAUGAUGACACGAUUUCGUGAGCUCGUUCUAUCUGCUGUCAUUUGAUCUUGGGUUUCUUUCUUUAUUCUGUGUCUUCCACUUCUACAGUCGGGACUGCAUUAAGUUUAGUCACGUCACGUGAAUGUUAUAAACUGUAUUUGUAUAUGCUGAGUACAAGAAAUUCGUGUCUUGUGGAAAUAUAUGCUGAAUCAUUCGUCCAUAAUAUAAAUGUUAUAACUGGCAGCUGACGCGGUAUUUAAGCAUGCAUAUAUAUAUAUAUAUAUAUAUAUAUAUAGUAUAUGUAGCUUGAUUAAAGCUUGCGAACCUGAGGUCAAAAUGAUACUUUUUGUGUGUAUGUGCCACUUUAAUUUUUAACGUAUUGAAAUAUAAUAUUUUUGUGUCUAAUUAAAACAGUUAUACUGCUGAUUUUUUAUUAUUGAUUAUUAUAAUUGUUGCUUAAAAUGAGUUUCCAAGUGAAUACUGACAAAAGAAAGUAGGUAUUGCGAUUGUAAGUGGCAAAAUCGAUGUGUACGAAAGUGCAAAUGUUUUACAGGAAAUCUACAAUGCACACAACUGUGUUUUUGUUCAGGACAAUGUUUUCAUGAUCAACAUGAUCAACAAGUUCAAGUGAUGAGAAGGCUGCUGAUACUACUAGAUUGUGUAUAGAAUAUAUUACAGUAAAAUCACUUUGACCUCGAUAUGGUGUAGAACUUGUAUACAUGUAACUUCAUAUAUAAUACUGAUACUGGUAUGUUGUUUGGAUAUUGAAUUUUCAAGUUUUGCUUUGAACAUUUAAUCGAUAGAUUUACACCGGCCUCGGUGCUGUCGUAGUUAAGCCAUCGGACAUAAGGCUGGUAGGUUCUGGGUUCGCAUCCCGGCACUGGCUCCCACCCAGAGCGAGUUUUAACGACUCGGUGGGUAGG
Gigantopelta aegis is the source of this 2808-nucleotide messenger RNA. Its product is annotated as lengsin-like. The record is from RefSeq and is a predicted model, not a curated record. Bases 84 to 1400 code for a protein of 438 amino acids. Lineage: Eukaryota; Metazoa; Mollusca; Gastropoda; Neomphalida; Peltospiridae. The transcript has 2 exons. Gene Ontology annotation, cellular component: membrane; cytoplasm. Gene Ontology annotation, molecular function: glutamine synthetase activity.